GGCUACGAGUCACGUGACCAGAAGAGAUUUGUUUGUCGUUUGGCAGAAGUCAUCAAAAUUUGCGAAUGUGUGGAGCAAUAAUGAGGGUGGAGUGGUAAGAAGGUCUGGCGUCUGGUUGUAACUUCACAGAUUGGGGAACUGGUCCUGAGAGUCGAAAUGACAUGUAUUUUAACGGGAAAUCGUCAAUUGGGAUUUUGGUGUUUUUUUAUGUCUGGGAAUAUGGAAUAGAAUUGGUCUAUUCAUUUCGUCUUGGAACUUUCCUUGUUUAUCGAAGGAUGUAAAAUACUGUGGUUUGAUAUUGCCAGCGCGGGCUCUGCCAAUGGCUUCUUCAUUGUUAACAAUGAGGUUGAACACGACAACGUCGGCGGAGGUUAGAGUGCGUGCGCCGAAGGCCAUCACGUGAGCUGUCAUUCAAACUGAAUACUACACUUAAGAAGAAGAAUCACCCAACGGCCUUCCCACUCGACGCUAUCGGUACUGAAUUACUUCAGUGACGCCUACCCCCUCCCGAAGAAGGGCGCCACCCCCCGAAAAAUGCUGAUCGAAGGGGACAAGCACCCCUUCCGGUGGUUGCCGUCCCUCCAGCACAUGGCGAGUGUGAAAAUAAUCGAAGCCUUGUGGAGAAAUUCCGAGGACAAAGGGCUGAUAAUAGAAGCCUGCAAGAACACAUGUGUCGACCACACGCCCGCAGGUUGGGCAGCCCUGGGGGUUUCCAUCAUCAACAAGAUUGGAAGAACAGUGGACGAACUGUCCCUCCCCAUAUCGAUAAAAAUCUCGCUGAAGAGCUUCCUCCUGCCAAUGGUAGCGAGGGCCACAAAGUGGCUAGUGGAAACUGGAACAGACGCUGCUCUGCGACCGCGAAACGACUGGCUCGAGCCAAUAAGCUAUCUCGUAAACAACUUCUGCUGGUCCAAUGUUGGUUACGUCGAUGGUGGUAAAAUGUUCAAGUCCUACGUCGCCAACAGAGAAACCAUUGACUUUGGAAUCUGGGAGCAACUGUGCUUCUACUGCGUCGAAGACGAAAUCAUAAAGUUUUCCAAGACCAUUGAUUGGGACAAUUGCAGAGAAUUUUAUCGCUCGCAUUAUCCCAUUUACUGGUACUGGAAGAUCUACGGAAAAUUCCCGACAGAGACAAUGUUCAUUUCACCAUUCUAUCUUGACUUCAAGAAGUUGCUUGAUCAGGGCCUGUAUGACGAGGAGAAUAUCCUACGGACAAUGUUCAAGUACAGCGUCAGCUGGGAAUUGCGUCUCGAUCAGAUGGAGAGGACGUACAUAUCAGCGAUGAAGUACUUUUGGAAUCGCGUCAAGGACGACGAAGGGGUGGCCGAUUUAAUCUCAGACGCACUCUCAGGACAUCCAUCCACCGAGGGCUCUGUUUAUCUUCUUACUGUUAUGAAGGAGGAGGCUCUCCUCGAGGGCAUCACCACCACCUUUGGCACUUACAAUCGCACGCACUUACUGCGAUGGCCUUGGAUUCUCUUCAUUGACGAUUGGAUAGGUGUUUUCGAGGCUGUUGAUGCGCCUUUCUUCAUGCGGUUUUUCAAUAAUAUGGAGCCGAAGAAGAGGGACAACGAAGGAUUCAACGAGAAAACCCUCUACGAACCCUUCGUCAAGGUCUGGAGAAUCUUCCAUCAGAGAUUCAUUUCUGAUAAUGAAGCUAUGAAUCAAGCUUUUUGGAGGAUUCUCGACCGGAAAGAUCAUACUCUGUGCAGGCUCAUGGUCAGCGGAAUGGACAGCCAUCAGAAGGAUAAUUUUAUAGAAUGUCUCAAGGAUUACGCUAGGUUCAAAUGUCAUAAUGAAUUCUCUGUUCAAUUCGCUGAGCAAGUUCUUAAUGAGGUUGAACAGAGAGAAUCUAUUUGGGGAUUGAGACUAUGUUUUUAAAAAUUAUGCCUCAUUUUUGUGAUAAUUGUAUAUAAUUUUGGAAAUUUGUCAUAUUAUUCGAAUAGAAUUGUAUUUUUUUUAUCCCUUUUCGGACACUUUGGAAAAUAAAUCUCGUUUAGUUGA
Diachasma alloeum is the source of this 2004-nucleotide messenger RNA. RefSeq names its product mediator of RNA polymerase II transcription subunit 8 (gene MED8). NCBI's taxonomy places the organism in Eukaryota, Metazoa, Arthropoda, Insecta, Hymenoptera, Braconidae. Gene Ontology annotation, biological process: regulation of transcription by RNA polymerase II. Gene Ontology annotation, cellular component: mediator complex; core mediator complex. Gene Ontology annotation, molecular function: transcription coregulator activity; RNA polymerase II cis-regulatory region sequence-specific DNA binding. The coding region runs from base 535 to 1881 and encodes 448 amino acids. The transcript is spliced from 5 exons. The record is from RefSeq and is a predicted model, not a curated record.